This is a messenger RNA of Notechis scutatus (mainland tiger snake), 873 nucleotides long. The record is from RefSeq and is a predicted model, not a curated record. NCBI's taxonomy places the organism in Eukaryota, Metazoa, Chordata, Lepidosauria, Squamata, Elapidae.
GGUGGCGUGAUUGGCAUCCAGAUUGAAUGGGAUUGCAACCUAGAUAAAAAACCGUCAGAAUGCAACCCUCACUAUUCUUUCAGUCGCCUAGAUAACAAUGUUGCGGAGAAGUCCGUCUCCUCUGGAUACAACUUCAGAUUUGCCAAGUAUUACCGGAAUGCGGCUGGUGUUGAUUUCCGAAUGCUGAUCAAAGCUUACGGGAUCCGUUUCGAUAUCAUGGUGAAUGGCAAGGCAGGGAAAUUUAACAUCAUCCCAACGGUAAUCAACGUGGGAUCCAGUCUUGCGCUCAUGGGAGUGGGGGCGUUUCUCUGCGACUUGGUGCUGCUGUAUCUUCUCCGAAAGAGCCAGUUUUACAGGGGGAAAAAAUACGAAGAAGUGAGGUUAAACACCCAAAACACUUUACCGGCAAGCACCGUCGACGGGAACCAGUCAGGGAACCAGAGUGAAGAUUCUUUAUCUCAGUUGGAUCAACCUGAAAAACUACAGACAGUCGAGACCUAAUGCUGUGUUUUUCUCUGGAAACCACUCAUCACAACGCCAUCCGUUGUUAAGAGAAACCACGGACCACAGAAAGCUGCAGGAAGGGAUUCGCUUAAACUCUUAAACUGCCUUCGUUUUCGGCAUCCUGAACUUAGGAUACUGCACGCGGCAGGAUUUUAACGGUUUAAAACCGAAACCAAAUUGCCAGGAAAUCUUGAGUGAGGACCGUAGCGGUGUGGCGGAUAUACAUUCUCUUUUGUGUGGCUUCUGGAUAACCUAACACAGCAGCUGCCAAGCGUAUGUCAAAAGGCCAUUGAGGAGUGGAGAGGACGGUUGUCCACCUUGAAAUUAUUAUCAUUGUUCACCGCGCAGUCGACCGGAUGAUUAGACUGC